Molecule: messenger RNA, 1273 nt
Organism: Spodoptera exigua (beet armyworm)
Lineage: Eukaryota; Metazoa; Arthropoda; Insecta; Lepidoptera; Noctuidae
Source: the annotation of a GenBank genome assembly
GUUCCAAAAAUAAACACACGGAACGCAACAAACCGACAAACGUCAAACAUUAUCAAUUUUCAACAUGACGAUUCAAUUUUAGCUGCAGACGCAGUUUUAUAUUUUUCGUGCUGUCCAGGUGCAUAUAAAUUUCGUGUAUUCAACAGAAUUUCCAUCUAUUAUAAAUACAAUUUAAAUUUCACCAAAUCUCAAUGUUAUUGAUACAAAAGUUGCCACAAAAUUUUAUAAAAAACUAUUCACUAAAUUAUUUUAGGUCCAUGAGUGGUAUACAAAAUAAAAUGGAUGAGACGUGCAUGUUAAAGUAUGUAAAAGCAUGCAUUCCGCCUUUGGACGGUAGUAACCAUAAAGGUCAGGCAGGCCGGAUAGGAGUUAUUGGAGGUUCAUUAGAAUACACAGGUGCACCAUAUUUUUCUGGAAUAAGUGCAUUGAGAGUAGGAGCAGACUUAACCCAUAUAUUCUGUACAAAAGAUUCAGCCACUGUUAUAAAGUCAUACAGUCCUGAAUUAAUAGUUCAUCCCUUACUGGAUUUCCCAAAUGGUGUAUCCGAGAUAUCUGAAUGGUUUGAGAGACUACAUGCUAUAGUCAUAGGACCAGGAUUAGGUCGUCAAAAAGAGACAUUUAAUGUAGUGACUGAACUCAUUGAAGUCAUACGUGAGAAAAGAAUUCCUUUGGUUAUUGAUGCUGAUGGUUUAUUCUUAAUCACUGAAAAGAUACAUUUGUUAAAAGAAUUCAUGUCCCCAGUUAUACUUACACCAAAUAAAAUAGAGUUUGAAAGACUUUGUGCUAAAACAAAUGGGCCCACAGGUUUGAAUCAAUUAGGUAGAUAUGUGACCAUAUUCAAGAAGGGACAAAUUGAUGAGGUAUACAGUGUUGAUGCUAAUGUUCAAUGGAAGUUGAAUAUUGGAGGGUCAGGCAGGAGAUGUGGAGGACAAGGAGAUUUACUCUCUGGAGCAAUUGCAAUCAUGAUGCACUGGACCUUAGCAAAUAAAGAUAAAAUACUUAUGGAAACAUGUGGAGAAGAUAAGGUCUUGUUAGCUUCUUCGCUUUCAUGUUAUGGUGCUAGCCGUUUGAUAAGACUGUGUAAUGAGAAAGCUUUUGCAGUAAAAGGCCGUAGUAUGGUAGCCUCUGACAUGAUUGAGUACAUCCAUGAAUGUUUUGAACAUUUAUUUGGUCAGUAAAAUUUUGCAGUUAAUAUCAUAAAUUAACUAAAAAUCGCGGGUUACUCACGUGUGUAUGCGCGGCGACGUCUACGCACGUUGCGCAGCCUACUGAU